Messenger RNA from Prunus armeniaca (apricot), 1209 nucleotides. The record is from the annotation of a GenBank genome assembly. Lineage: Eukaryota; Viridiplantae; Streptophyta; Magnoliopsida; Rosales; Rosaceae.
AUGGCGUUGUCUCUGGUUUGGGCUCUGCUCACCUUCAUCAACCCCAGCACCAGCAUCGACAACAUCAUCACCUGGAGCACGGGUGGUUGCGGCCCGGACUUGGGCUCCGACCCGUCUGAGCCCACAUUCUACGACGACCCGAAUCUCAGCUACGCAUUCGGGGAAGAACCAAUGAAGGAUUGGGAUUUGAAGCGCAGAGAAUGGCUCAAGCUUCACCCUUCUUUUGCUGCAAGUGAAGAAAAAGUUCUUCUUGUAACUGGGUCUCAGCCAAACGUGUGCAAAAACCCAGUUGGUGAUCAUUUGCAGCUGAGGCUGUUCAAGAACAAAGUUGAUUACUGUAGAAUUCAUGGGCAUGAGAUAUUUUACAACAAUGUUUUGCUGAACCAGAAAGGGACUGGCUUUUGGGCCAAAUACCCACUUCUCAGAGCUUCCAUGUUGGCUCAUCCUGAGGCCGAGUGGAUCUGGUGGGUCGACUCGGAUGCAGUUGUCACAGACAUGGAGUUCAAGCUGCCAUUAGAGAGGUACAAAGAUCAUAACUUGGUUGUGCAUGGAUGGUGGAAUAUGCUGUAUGAGGAGAAGAGCUGGACAAGUCUCAAUGCUGGUGUGUUGUUGAUCAGGAACUGCCAGUGGUCCAUGGACUUGAUGGAAAGAUGGACCAGCAUGGGCCCACAGAACCCAGACCAUGAAAAAUGGGGAAAAGCCCAAAAGUCAUUGAUCAAGGACAAGGCAUAUCCUGGGUCAGAUGAUCAGUCGGCUCUGAUUUACCUCCUCAUAAAAGAGAAGGACAGGUGGGCGGACAAGAUUUACUUGGAGAGUGACUACAACUUGCAUGGGUACUGGUUGGGCAUAGUGGAUGGGCUUGACAAGAUCAGCAAAGGGUACAUGGAGAUUGACAGAGAGGUGGAUUUGCUGAGGAGAAGGCAUGCAGAGAAGAUGAGCUUGUUUUAUGGUGCAAUGAGAGAGAAGCAUAUGAAAGAUCGAGGCUUUUGGAAAGAGAAUGUGAGGAGGCCUUUUGUGACACAUUUCACUGGCUGUGAGCCUUGCAGUGGAGAGCACAACUCCAUGUACACUUGGGAGGCUUGUUGGAAUGGGAUGCAGAAGGCUUUGAAUUUUGCAGACAAUCAAGUGCUUAGCAGAUUUGGGUUUGUGCAUCCAGACCUACUUAACUCAUCUUUGGUGUCUCCCCUGCCAUUUGAUUUCCCUGCUUGA